AUGGCACUCAACACUCAAGAGAUAACCCUAAAACCGAAUGACCUUGUUAUUGCGGUUAUGGGAGUCACGGGCGUGGGGAAGAGCACAUUUAUUUCAUACUUUAACUCAGAUGCAACCACCGGUGAUAGUUUGAUCUCUUGCACCACUACCGUCGGGGUGUAUCCCGCCACGAUCGACUCCCAGGACAUUUAUCUCGUUGAUACCCCCGGCUUUGACGAUUCAUUGCGUCCCGAUACCGAAAUUCUACGAGAAGUGGCGGAUUGGUUGAAUCAGACCAACCAGGCCAACAUCAAGCUUGCAGGUAUUGUCUACCUCCAUCGAAUCUGUGAUACCCGCAUGUCCGGCGCAAGUGCGAAGAGCUUGCGGCUGUUUAAGAAGGUCUGUGGAGAGCAAGGCCUUCCCUGUGUCGUUCUUGCUACGACAAUGUGGCACCAACCGCCCACCGACCUAGAGGUGGCACGAGAGCAGGAACUGAGCUCCAAGGAAGGGUUUUGGAAAGAGAUGGUGGAGAAGGGUAGCGAGAUCCGGCGCCAAGAUGAUGGGAAAGUCUCGGCAACCAACAUUAUUGAAUAUAUUUUGAAGCGGCGACACCAAAUCACGUUACAGAUUCAGGAUGAAAUGGCAGAGGGCAAGAAGCUAGACGAGACGGCGGCCGGUCGGGAAGUAGACGCCGACAUCGUGAAGUUGAAGAAGCACUACGAGAAGGAGCUGGCUGACUUGCGAAGAGAAUUGCGCGAGGCGCAGGAUAGAAACGAUGUGCGGACUCAGAAGCAGAUCAUGGCGGAGCGGGCUGAAACAGAAAGGAAAUUACAGGAACAGGAACGGAAGCGAGAUCAGCUUCGAGUAAGCAUGGAAGAGCUUCGGAGACAACGAGAUGAGGAGAUGCGUGAGCACCGAGAGAUGGCGUUACAGCAACAGUUGGAUCACCAGCGAGCAGUUUUGAAGCAAGAGAGCGACCUUCACGAGCUGAGACUUCGCAAUGAGUAUGAAACAAAGUUGGUCCAACAGGCCUAUACAGGUCAGAUCACUCGGCUCGAGGAAGAGCUGGAAAUGCUGAAGUCGCGAAAGGAAAGGCGUGGAUGUGUGGUCAUGUAA
Aspergillus vadensis CBS 113365 is the source of this 1095-nucleotide messenger RNA. RefSeq lists its product as uncharacterized. NCBI's taxonomy places the organism in Eukaryota, Fungi, Ascomycota, Eurotiomycetes, Eurotiales, Aspergillaceae. The record is from RefSeq and is a predicted model, not a curated record. Gene Ontology annotation, molecular function: GTP binding. The coding region runs from base 1 to 1095 and encodes 364 amino acids. The transcript has 3 exons.